AUAUGCAUCGUCUCUAGAAGACGAUAGCUGCUCAAAAUGCUGUGAUCGCAGUCUUUCCAAAAAUGUUGCUAACUCCCAACCCCCAUCUGUCCACUCCCACCAACUACCGAGGUAGAGUGUCUAGAUCAUCCAACCUCACAAACCAACUACUGCCAGACUACACAAUCCCCAUUCCGAAGGUGCCCCCACAUACUGCAGCUGCGUUCUGUGUGUGCCCGGACGGGUCUAAGGCACUGGUGGCUUGCAAGAGUGUCAUCUGUCUGCAAAAUCUGCUAGACGGACAGAAUGCCACACAAUCCUUUCCCAGGAAACAUCUCAGUUUCGACGUGUCUAUUGCGAAAUUCAACCCCCUCAAUUUUAACCAGUUUCUGAUCACGGCCAAUCUGGGUGUAGAUCUCUACCAGAUAACCGACAGCAGUUUAGAUCUAAUCUACUGCAACAAAAAUGCACACAACCGAUACAUAAACGACAUAGAUUGGAACUACAGCAACCGGAAUCUGUUUGCAACGGGGUCCAGAAACGAGAUCGGUUUCUGGGAUGUCAGAGGAGACAAGGUAGUCCAGGUGAAGGGACUUCCAGGGACAUUGGCAGGUGUCUCCCAGCUGAAGUGGUGUCGCCUGGACUCAAAUGUGCUGGCAGCUGCCCAGGGCAAUGAUAUAAAACUGUGGGACUUCAGAAAUCUAAACCAACACCUGUUUGAAUUGACAGCAGUUCAAACGACCAGCAUACAUAUUCUCAAUUGGUCUUCUCUUGAGAACACGAUUCUUGUGUCAGGAAACGAAGACUUCUCUGUCAAAAUAAUCGACCUCACCUCCCAUCUAUCUUGUGAGAACUAUACAGUAGCAUCAGUGGCUCAACCUCAAUCUGAGUCGUUCAGUGAGGCACUCAGACUGGCUAAGAAAAUGAACUCUGCUCACGCUGUCGAGCCUAAAUUAGUAUUCGAUAAAAACCCAGUUAUGAAGGCCAAAUUCACCCCUUUCGCUAGAACGUUCACAACUUGCGAUAAAUACGAAAAUGUGAUCAGACUCUACAGUUAUGAAGAUGUUGAUCAGUACGCUUUGCAAAAGUUUGACGCGGAAUCUGGGAAAAUUGUUGAUUUCGAGUGGAUCUCACAUCAACAAAAGUAUCAACUAUUUAGUUUCAGCUCGGACAAAAAAGUCAGGUGUUGGACACCAUCCAGAGAUUUACUGGACUCUCUAAAUGUGAAUGCACGAAAUGGGUUCGAUGGCGAUGAACUUGUUUUUGACGAUGACAUAAAAAUGCCUGAAGAUGGUUAUGUUAACAAUGUGGGGAUUCCAGCCACUGCGAUUAUUCCACCUAGCUUGUAUGGCGACGGGUCUUCAAUUAGCAGCUCUUCACCUGUGAAUACUGCUGCUGGAAAGGCGAGUUCGAUGGAUCUGUCGUUCAGAAAGGAUAAGCGCUUCAGUGAAAACCUACCGAUAUCCCCGACUCUUCAAGACGAGAGAAAGGACAGCGAGGGUUUCUUGCAUUGUUCCGAUUACCACACGUACCAAUCGCCGAAUGGCAGGAUAAAACUGUUCCUUGAAUGUCGGAAAAGCAACCGAUCAAUUCUAGUGACAGUCCAAAGCUGUCUCUCCUAUUCUGUCGCCUUUUCGCUGUCAAUAGAUAUAAAUAAUGAGAUAGAUUGCGACUUCGAACCUGUACAGCCACAGCUAGCUCAUAAAUUGAGCUUGGCAUCGCAGAGAAAGCAAAGCGAAGUAGACAAAAUAAAACCCUUUAUAAAAGACAACAUAAUCAAAGUGUUCAAAUCGGAAAAAGAUUUGCUGAAGAUUGAAGAUUUCGAAUAUAAUUCUCAAAAUCUGGGAGUGUUGAUUGCGGACGCAGUAAUGUCUGCAUGCAGCUUGUUCACGAAGAGUCUUGGGGGACAACAGAGGGACCAGGACUGGAAGAAUAUCCCAUAUCCUAAGACAUCCGGUGCUCGUUUCGCUUUCUCAGGUGGGCGUUUUUCUGCCGGUAGAUUAGUUAUCUUCACCCAAUCUGUGCAGCAACAGAAACAGUACAACAUCUUACCAACUGCAGACAAGAAGACACCCUCUAGUCUAGCUGAUUAUUACAACUCUCGAAAUUCAGCGCUCAAGUUCACCCAAAUUUCAGUCAUUUGUCAGGAAGUUCCGCAGUUGUUUGCAGUAGACCCAGUGCUUGCACGUGAUUAUAAAGUGUUCUCGGAAGAGCUCUCGAGAACUGAAAUUUGCGAGUACAACCGAGACCUCUGCUCCAAGUUUGGGAAAAUGGAUCUGGCUAAUUUGUGGGAUGUUUUGUCGAGUGUGAGCAAUCUAAUGCAUCAGUUUGAAACGGGAGUACAAGACGCGUUUUUGAUGUCGACGUUUCCUCUUGGAAGACCACUUGUAGAGCACUACGUCGAGUAUUAUCUCAAAGUUUGUGAUAUACAAACAGUGGCAAUGAUAGUAAGUGUUCUUUUUGAGACAAAAUUUGAUAAGAAAACAGAGCAGUCGUGUCGUCAGUCAUCAUCGGAUCACUUGGUUUCUGAAACUGUAACAUAUAUUAAACCAGACAUGAGUGAAGUUAAAACGGGAAGUCCAGAGCUGGAGUUGGAAACCUCGAUGUCAUCGCCGUCUCUCAAGAAGAAACAGCCGAAAGUGUCCGUGUGUAGUGUGGAGUUCCCGGAACAGUUCAAAAGGGACGAUCUGACUGUGGGAGAGCAUUUCGAGCUAUCUCAGUUAUGUGAAUCGCCAGAUGAUAGGAGAUUUCACGAUUAUCAAAGUAGAAAGGAAGAGAGGCGGAAACAAUCAGCAGUCUCUAAAAGCUCAAAGUCGAUCACGUUUGACAUCGGAGACACCUUGCCCUAUUCUCAUCUUAACACUACGAAAAGUGAACACAAACACGCCAACGUGAAUGCUUAUGAAGUCGACGUUGUUACAGAUCCGCCUUACGAGUUGGACACAACUUGUUUGGACUCCAAGCAGCAGUCUAGAUAUGACAUCUUCAAAGGCAUGUAUGCCGACAUUCUCUACCGAUGGGAGUUUUACGUUCAGAGAAGUGAGUUGGUCAAGACCAUGAGAACGCAUUCGAAAGUCGCCAACCGCGGAUCAGUUUUCACAAAACCAGUGAUGUCAGGCCCGCUUGUUUCAAAUGAAGUCGAUUACACAGAUCUAUUCAAGGUCGAGUUUAAAGUAUGUGACGCACCACAAACCAUAGCAGACACUAAAAGUCAGGUGACGAAAAAAGCAGGAGGUGUUUUCCAGUCUCCCUCGUUUAACGACGCCAGUUUAAUACAUUCAAAGCACAUGUUAGAGACGUUCAACCAAACAGCAGCUGCUAGGUACCGCGGAAGUGAACCGAAUGUCAUAGUGCCCAACAGAAACUCAAUGGCAGUUAAUUUGAGUACGGUUCCUCGUGUUUCAAAUAGGUACUUGACGAAGUGUGAAAGUGCGGAUGUACCGAAGUCGCCCAGCAUCACUGUCUUGGAUUCGCCCAAGAGAACUAUGAACAGUGACUUUCAGUGUGUGAUUUGUCGGAGGGAGGUGAAAGGUCUGUUCUGUGUGUGCUUCAAGUGUGGCCAUGGGGGACACCACAGCCACAUGCAGCAGUGGUUCUCCUCCGAACAGGGCCAGAAUGGACACUGUCCCCUCUGUGGACCCGACUGCCUGUGCUCACAACUAACCCUCUAACUAAUCACCACCCCCAUAUCCUCCAUAUAUACAAUGGACAUAUGUAACAGUCGUACUCAUUAGCACAAUAGAUGUCAUGGAUAGUACGUGUACUGACUGAUACUUGUCACGUUCCAAGUUUAUUCAUCAGACUCGAAAAAACCAGUCUAUAGCACUCAGGAUUGCUAUAUUUUACAACUGGAGAUCCGAGAAAAAUGUAUGUCCAGUCAACUGUCAAUUUUGCGAUCUUCUGGGAUACAGAACGGGAAAUUAGAAUGGUAAUAGUCAAACCGUAAAAACAUGACGGCGUAAAGACGCGAAAGUUAGGAAUGAUACCCUGAUCAAUCUUUGUCGCGGAAAGUUAUUAUGAUUAGUUGAGAUAAAUAUAUACUGAAAUGAUCUAUCAUUUAAACAGAUGUAAAAAUUCAAAUGCUUAUUUAUGCUUGCAGCUAGCAGGCGUUGCCAAAUCGGUACAAAGACUUUUUCUGACAAACAACUUUUAUUUGUACCAACAUACUCAAUUUCUGGAACAUUAAAAUUGAACUACUGGUCACUAUUAGUAAUAACUAACUACAGGUUGUCUUGAAUGUGUACUCAUUGUAUUGGUAAUAAUUUUUCCAUUCAUCUACUCAUGCGGCUUUCGUCUCAUUUUGUUGCCGGCUAGUUGUGAUGUAUUGCAAGUGGCAUGAAGCUCCGCCUCGCUUGUGGAAUAUUUUAAACAAAUUAUAGCUUAAAUUUUCUACGCAAGUUUAUUUUUUUGUGCAGGCUGGAGGUUUUUGCAGGCUAAAGAGAAAAGUUACUCUGAAAGAUGGAAAUAAAUAUCAAUACUAGACUAAAGAAUAUGUGUGUUGAAAUUAUGAAAGAAGUGGGAUUAAUAUUAUGCCAAAUGGUACAAUGUAAAAUAAAUCAAUAAUUAUGAAGUUUCAAUGAAUGAAAUUAAGUGGUAAUUAUUUUUUAGGUAAAGUUUAUCAAGUGAAUUAAUAAAAAUUGUUCACGCGCACGUCUUCCUUUAACGGUGUGAAUUUUGACUUUUGUUCGAAAGUUGAUAAAUGGAAGCCAAAAAUCGC
Messenger RNA from Symsagittifera roscoffensis, 4696 nucleotides. Its product is annotated as GATOR2 complex protein WDR59-like. Lineage: Eukaryota; Metazoa; Xenacoelomorpha; Acoela; Convolutidae. Bases 63 to 3650 code for a protein of 1195 amino acids. The transcript is spliced from 9 exons. Gene Ontology annotation, molecular function: signaling adaptor activity; protein binding. The record is from RefSeq and is a predicted model, not a curated record. Gene Ontology annotation, cellular component: Seh1-associated complex; vacuolar membrane. Gene Ontology annotation, biological process: cellular response to amino acid starvation; positive regulation of TORC1 signaling.